Mesorhabditis spiculigera is the source of this 1500-nucleotide messenger RNA. Lineage: Eukaryota; Metazoa; Nematoda; Chromadorea; Rhabditida; Rhabditidae. The record is from the annotation of a GenBank genome assembly.
AUGACGCUCAAAGAGUCAGUCAAAGACUCGCCAACUCGCCUCGAAUUUUACCCAUUUGCCUAUGCUUUAUUCACCGAUGAACUCGACACUUAUUGCUGGUAUUGUCUACAGGCGUGUCCGCAGAAAAAGCAUUGUAUCGGCUGCGGAAUGGCCAUUUUCUGCAAUAAGGAAUGCCAAAAAUUGGGAUGGAAGGAUCAUAAGGCCGAAUGCAAAGGAUUUCGGACGGCUACAAAACUUGCCGACAUCGAGGUGCGGCUCCUUGGGAGAAUCGUGUUGAGAUACAAGACAAUUACCUCCGGAAAAGACAAGGAAGAAGCUGAUUUCUACAAGGACAGGACGUCACAGCGUCAAAUUAUGGAAAUCUGGGCCCACGUGGAUAAGAUGCGGGAUGACGAGUUUGCCAAGAAGAAGUUCAAUGAGAUCUACACCGAAUUGACGGGAUUCUACGAAGAAAAAUUCCUGCUACCCCGAGACCUCGUUUUCGAGCUGCAUUGCCGAAAUUACAUCAAUCGGCAUGCCAUUAGCGAUAAGGGCUAUAUGAAGGAAAUCGGUAAGGGCCUCUACCUCGAUCUAUGCGCCUACGACCACAGCUGCAGGCCGAAUACGAUUUAUACUUGUGACGGUUUCAAAGCAACGCUCCGAGCCCUCAACAGCUCCGUGAAUCUUCUUGACAAGAAAAACACGUUCUACUCCUAUAUCGAGAUCUUGUGCUCGCAACAACAGCGACGAAAGUUAUUAAAAGACACCUGGUACUUUACAUGUGAAUGUGAGCGCUGUAUGGACUCGAAUGAUCAUCGAUUGACGUCGAUUUUGUGUCCAACAUGCUCGAAAGUGGAGCCCACCGAAAUCCUGAUCUGGGGCGAGGGCGCGAAUAAGAAUCCGACCACCCAGAUUAUCACUUGUAAAAAGUGCAGCGAAACGCUUUCCGCCCAAUACGUCAUUGAAGCCAUCCAGGCCAUGCGUUUCAUCGACAGCAUCUUUGAGGACCAGGAACUCGAUCAGAUGCCAGCCAAGUCCCAGAUGCCUUUCCUCCAGGAUCUACUGCAGAGGUUUGGGGAGAUCUUGCCGCACGUGAAUGUGUAUUACUGCAGAUUGAUCCAGGCCCUGAUCCCAAUGAUCCCACCUGGCGAUAAUCACGAACUUCUCCGGCUCCACCUGAUGAGUGAAGAAUGCGUCCGGCAGUCGUUCCCCCACAACCACCCUGCCGUCGCGUUCCACCUCCGAAAUAUCGGGAUAUUUGCUGGGAAUUUGCAGAAGAAGGAGAAAUCUCUCAAAUAUUUCGAAGAAGCCCAACAAAUCCUCAAUUUCACGCUCGACCCCGAUCACCCGAUGAGCAAGGAGAAUCAGCGAUUGUGGGAUCAGGCCAAAACAAUCGUCAUCGAAAAGAAGCUAGAAGAAAUCACGCUCAAUGACCCGAAAGAGACGGCCGCUACUACGAAAAAAGCGGAACCUGUUGAUGAAGAUGAUGAAGACGCUGGCGAUAUGCCCGAGCUGAUCAAC